Messenger RNA from Dibothriocephalus latus, 360 nucleotides. NCBI's taxonomy places the organism in Eukaryota, Metazoa, Platyhelminthes, Cestoda, Diphyllobothriidea, Diphyllobothriidae. The record is from the annotation of a GenBank genome assembly.
AUGGACUUCGAGAAACUGGGUGGAAUUCGCGCUGUCGCUUGGUUAGUGGAAACGCAGCAGGCUCUGGAAAACACCAGUAACCUCACUGCAUCAUCGUCUGAAAGGCUGAAUAUGGUGUUGGAAAACUCCUCAGCCAUUCUGUGCAAUCUUUCCAUAGUGGAGGCCAUGCGUCAACCCCUGCUGAGAGACGCAGUUCUUCCCAGCUUAGUUGAGGCUGUACUUGAUCCCACCGCCUCAGCCUCUUUUAAUGCAUUUCGUUCUCAUUCCGAUCCGCUGGAAGGGCAGCCCUGCUACAACAGCAUCUUCUUUCGGAACAUUUGUGCCCUAAUCAGGUGCGCGUUGUUUAUUUCCUCGGAUUGA